This is a messenger RNA of Anarrhichthys ocellatus (wolf-eel), 7218 nucleotides long. It is a transcript of the gene fhl1a, whose product is annotated as four and a half LIM domains 1a. The record is from RefSeq and is a predicted model, not a curated record. The coding region runs from base 5702 to 6592 and encodes 296 amino acids. Gene Ontology annotation, biological process: muscle organ development. Gene Ontology annotation, molecular function: transmembrane transporter binding. Lineage: Eukaryota; Metazoa; Chordata; Actinopteri; Perciformes; Anarhichadidae. The transcript is spliced from 6 exons.
AGAGCUGCUCGGGUCGCUCCUGUUAAACAGCUGAGACAGAAGACGUUUAUCUCAAGGUGGUCCAGAGUUAUGCGUGAUGCGUUAUUGAUGCUUUUAUCUUAUUGGAUGGAGGUUUCCGACGUAUUUAGAGUCGGUUACAUCUUCAGUUACUCACACAGGGUCCCGACUGGAGAAUACUGAAAUGUGCGGCACAUUUUCUUGUAGUCGUGCACGUUGCGCUGCGCAACAGGUGAUGCGCUUUGUCUGCCUAUCUCUAUAUUCUACCCUACAUAUUACUGUUCAUAUUUUUUUUAACUUUUUUGCGCUUUUGCGCUGUGUCAGUGGGUCAUUUUGACACGGAUUUCCUUUUAAAAUAAUUUAAAUUUAAACAAUUUAAAAUUGUUGUUGUUGUUACUAACUAACAGUAAUGGGAUUUUUCUGAUUGUGUAUUUUCAUUUGAGGCUACUUUAUACUUCUACUUCACUGCAUUUCACAGGGAAUAUAUUGUACUUUUACUCUAUUAACAUAUUUAGAUUGUUAGUUACUUUUUCUAUUAAGAUUCUCCAAACAAAACUUACUUUAUAAAACAUGAGAUCAAUGGUUACAACCAAAGCCACCGAAAAGUAUAUAAAGCAUCUAACCCAUGAAGCUACAACAUAAAAGUAAUGCUUAAAUGUUGUUGCAUCAGUGAUAUUUGGUCCAAUAAUAAUACGUUUUGAAUUUGAUAUACUUUUACGUAUCAGUCAAUGAUCUGAAUACCUCUUCCAUCACUUCUCCCUCAUACAAGCUGUCAUGUCUGAUUGUAACCUGUACAAUGUAAUGAUUGCCUCCAGCACAAACAGAAGCACCAGCUUCUCUUGUAGAUCAAAUGGUGUGUUGUGAUAUUAUCGUACUGCUGGCAUAAUGAACAGCAGAGCCCAAAGGCACCAUGAAACUGUCAGAACAUACAUCUGCUUACCGUCUCCUCCCUUUCUGGGUUGGGCGGCUGCCAAACCAAAUGCAUGAUGUCAUUAAAGAGACCUGGAGAUUACGGUCCUUUCUCUGGCACACUGGACCUCCUUGUGGCUCCAGUAUGACUUCACCAUCCUCUAAAAGCCAUAAAACUUUGUAGCCUACUUUACUGAGUAAUAAAUUAAUCCACUUUCAACUUGAAAAGACGCUUUGCUUUGGGCUUUUUUAAACAGCAAUUUAAAAAAAUCACUUUAAGACAAAUCAGAUUAUUCUUGUAAAUGUUUUUAUUUUUAACAUUUGAUGUACAAAUCAGCACAAAAGUAGUGAAGGCUACAAAUCCAACAGUGCAGUUGGAUACACAUUAUUCAUUAAUAAAGCCGGGUAUGUGUAUAAGUUAUAUCAGUCUUCUAUGAAGCUUAUGUCAGCAGUCAUCAGGCCAGCAGCGGGACAUUUGCCACACUAAGACAUCUGGGAGCUUUGGUGCCUGCAGUUUAUUCAGGCAGAAACAUGCUUUUGUUGAAGGGACAGUUUCAUCACUUCUUUUAUUCUUGCAGACAGACAGAAGAAAGAGGGGGAGGGAGAGAGGGAGAGAGAGAAUGUGUCUAAGUGUAGAUGACCGAGCUGAUGAAACACAUGAAACAGCGCUCUCUCACCAGCCCGGCGCACUACUCCUAAAUAGGCAAUGCUGCCUGUUUGACUCGACGAGCUGAGUGGAGUCAAUGCUCUCUCUUGUGAAUGUCAAACUGCUCGUCACAAAGUGCCGUCCUCUCCCCUUUCCCCCUCUUCAGCGCAGAGAAAAGCUCAUGAAUUGCACAUGAUUACUCUGUGAAUAAAAGAGAAAGAAAUGAUGAAAGAUCGGGAGCCACGAAGGAAUGAAAGAGACGGAGAGGGUUGGAUGCCUCCUGUAAGACGAUGUGGGAGAAGUACUCAGAUCCUUUUCUUGAGUAAAACUACCAAUAACAAAGCACAAGUUUACUCUGUAAUGUAAUCAUUGCAUUCACAAUUUCACCUAUGUAAAUGUACAAAAAAUAAUACUAAAUGUACUCUAAAGCAUGAAAAGUACUCUUUAUGCAAAACUGCUGCAUUUACUUUAGAGUAUUAUUAAAGAUGAAUUAAUAUGUAAGCAGUAUUCUACUGUUGUAGUCUGUGGAGGUAAUGCUGAUUUAAUUUACUUUAUACACUGUUAGGCUGAGGUUUAUAAUUAAUCAGUUUGCUCGCUGGCUUACAAGCUUACUUUAUCUGAACGUGUGUGUGUGUGUGUGUGCGUGCCUGUGUGUGUGUGUGUGUGUGUGUGUGUUUGCAACACUCAGAGCAAUAUCUGUUGGACAGGAAUGUUACUGUGUUAAUAGCGCUCCCCUUGUUGCCUUUUGUCCACACAUAUUUGACCUCAAUGUGUCUGAGUCGUGCAGCCACACCCUCAGUGGUUUCUUCAGUCACUCACUGACCUUAUGUCCGUGUGUAAUACAGCUCUGUGCCUGUCUUGUUGCUGUGUGUGUGUGUGUGUGUGUGUGUGUGUGUGUGUGUGUGUGCACCCGUUGAGUCACUGUUCCCCUGAUAGAGAUAACUGUGUGUCUCAGUCUGUCACUGCUCUGUCUGCCCACUAACCAGAUUUGGAGGGUGACUGAGAAACAUGGGUGUCCAGGGCAAGAGGUCAUGUUGAGAGAUGAGCUCUCAGACACACAGGCAACACUUUUGUUGCUGUUGGUAACAGUGAAGUGAGUGCGGGUGCUUGUUCCAGUCCCACUGAGCGAUUUGCACUCAUUUGUUCAGGAAGUACAGGCCAGAUUUCCUGUUUCUCUGUGCCGACAAUCCCCAAAGCUACCAUUCAGAGGCGAUGGGCUUGUAGCCAAGAGGCAACACCUACCAAAAUAUUCACGUAGGAUGUUUGUGAGAGAGUAUAGUCUGUUUCUAUUAGUGGAAAGGACCAUUUUACAACCGUAAAGCUGUCAAUUAGACACAUCACCAGCUACAUAUUUAACCAUCAUUCUCUUAUUAGGAGAGAAUAUAUUUAUAGUUUUAUUUAUUGUUCCAGAUGAUCAGCAGUUAUUUUUGCUCUAUUAAAAGCGCAGCUUUGGAGGUGGCAUGUGAGGAGGUGGGCACUGCAUUCCAGCCGCAUUGUCUAUCAGGACAGCAGUCCGUGAGUCAAGUUAACACCAGAAGAGACUGUGAAUAUGUAGCAGACUGUACGAAACCAGAUGUAUAUUAGUGCUGUCAGAAACCCUAACCACGAAGAAAUCAGAGAAACAAACGUGCCCUGCAGCUUAAAAAGCUAAUUUAACAACUUGUAUUUAAAUACAAGUUAGUUACAAUAAAUAUUUUCAAGUGAAAAAUGUGGAAUGUUAAAAAAUUAACUUAAAAAAUAAAUAUUUAUUCUGCCUGUUUGGUACAGUAACGUGUCACCUCACAUUCCCUCAGAAAAAAAAUCCAAAAUAUAUAUUUUAAUUUUCAUGUUACAUACAAAUAACAUACUUGCCAAUUGAGCGUCGACCCUUAUGAACAGAGAAUUUAAUAGCAUUUUUCUUAGUUUCCUGAAAAAUGAUGAAACCUAUAAUUCAUACUGUGAACACAAUGUUUUCAGCCUCCACAUUUAAUUAAGAACUUUCAACCACUCUAAUGCUAAUGGCACUUUUGGUUCCAUUGGUUCCAGAGGCACUUUGCUAAAUCGAAUGACAUUACAUUUUGAAGAGUAUGAUACAUCAUGAUAGUUUCUAAAAUGUCUUAAAUACUUUAUUCUGUGCACUGUUUGUUUAUUUGCUGAAUGCUGCUGCCCAAUGAUAUAUAGUGGUAUGAUGUACACACAUUUUCGUCCCUCAAUUAUCCUCUUCAUCAUUUUUCUGUUCACCAUGAUCAUUAUUCCAUUUGAGUAUUUUGCCCCACCUCCGACUGUCACAAGCUACAUCAAUUCAACACAAGGCUGAGAGAUGUCAAAUGGAAGGACGAAACAGACGAAGUGUCUAUAGAGAUUCGACUAUUUUCAAACACGAACAAUCUAAAUGUUAACAGGAGUGUAACCGACAUAGAGGAGCAGGAACAGAUUUCCUGAAGUAACAGAGCGACUACGGGGGAGGUUUUUGAAGGCCAGGAGUCAUGGCGCCGUCCUGCUCAUUAAUUAGUCUUUGUGGGUUGAGGGUAAUUGGUUGACCGAUUAGAAAAUGACAAACGCAAUGUUCUGCUUCUUGGUAAUGGACCAAAUAAAAUCCUUAAUUACAGCCAGAUGCCCUUCAUACAACCAAGCACAAAGACGCACACGAGCUGACUCCAUUGAUUUGUUUGACAUAUGAAGAAGCUUAUUUAAUAUAGUUAAGAGAUGAGUCCUUUCUUUGAAUGUUUCAUAACUGAGUUCUGAGUCUAACAACUUUAUUUCUUGUCUGACUCUCAGUCUCCUCUCAGUCUCAUUACGAUCCUAUAUUUCUGUAUUUAAGCUCGUCUGACUCUAAAGGCCCAAACCAAUCAGAGUAAAGUGCCAUCUGUGGAGCAUUUUCUCCACAGCAGAAGAGAUGAUGAUGGUCAUAAUGGGUUUGAUCAUGAAUGAUAGUUGGCAGUAAUAGAAUGAUGCUUUUUUAACUGAAUUUAAAGCAACUAUAAUUGGUAUUUUUUAUAACAACAAUGGAGGGAAGGCUGAAAUGACUAGGAACCCACAGAGAGUCAUCUUGUGACUCUGCAGUUCUGCCGCGCUCUUUUUAGCUUCUUUCAGCUCUUUGUUUCGGUUUUCAAGUUCACCAUUAUCAACUUAAACGGUGAUUAAAUGUCAGCGUUGUGCCAGAAAAUCCAUUAUUGCAGGAUUUUAAAGUUUCAAAGAAGCUGGUCCCCGUUAUAAUUCUUAUUCAGCAGCAGUAUAAAACAUUGACCUUGGAAUUUCUAAUGUUAUUGCAUAAAACGUAACCAUAACCUUAACAUCAGCUAUGUUUGUUUGUUGUCUGAGUAGAUAAAGUACGGAUGGAUGAGGAAAUAUUUUCUCCGUGAGAACAUUCAUUUUUGAGACAGGAGAGUGUUCCUGAAGUGUGUUUGCUCUUCUAUCAGGUAUGCACCGGCUGUUUCCUGCGGCUUUGAAAGAAAUAUUCACUUUUUUUGGAAUAAGAAUCACGAAGAAAUAACAAAGAGAAAAAUUCAUCACUGACAGUAAAAAAAAAAGAAAUCCUAACUUAAAAAAAAUUCUCCCAUUCUAAAAUAUUCUGCUCUGGCUCACUUUGCAUUUAGUUUUGAGCAUAUCACAUCGUCUUUCUGAAAAUCUGACAUACUGUAUAUGUAUACACACACACAGAGACAUGAAGAGAUACUUAUACAACACUCCACCACUUUGUCUCUCCACAGCUCAGUCAAUAAUAUCAACUUGCUCCUCAUGUGAGUCAUCACUCUAAGUUAUGAUGUUAAGUGAUCCAUCUUGUCAUCUGUACAUGUCCUGAACGCUCUAACAAAACAUUUCAUGUCGGGGCAGUGGGAGCAUCUGUUGUCCCUCAUGGCCACCAUUCAAAACCUUCUUUUUUUUUACCUUCUGAAGUUACAGCAGUGGAUUCCAAUCUCUAUCACCUAAUCCAUCUCCUCAUGCUCUCUCUCAUCCGCUCUAUUCUCUAAUGCAUACCCUAAAAAGGAGUGGAGGGUUAGGGUUAGGGUUGGAUUUGGAUGUGGGGUCGGGUCACAGAGGGGUAUAUACAGCACCCCAUAACUUAACGAGGCUUAUGGUCUCUGGUCUUGACCCUCUGUGGAUGCUACCGUCUCCUCCUGUCCCCGUAUUCUUUUCUACUUCUUUUUUUCCUCCUGACUGGAACCAAACAUGGCCUUCAGACACUCAGGUCACAAAAGUUAUCUCACCUCCACCAUGACUGAUCGCUUCGACUGCUACUACUGCCGGGACAACCUGCACGGGAAGAAGUAUGUGAAGAAGGACGAGAAGCAUGUGUGCACCAAGUGCUUCAAUAAGCUCUGCGCCAACACCUGUGCAGAGUGCAAACGCCCCAUCGGCGCUGACUCCAAGGAGCUGCACCACAAGAACCGCCACUGGCAUGAGGACUGUUUCCGCUGUGCCAAGUGCUACAAGCCACUGGCCAGCGAGGCGUUCAACGCCCGGGAUGACGGCAAGAUAAUGUGUGGCAAGUGUGGCUCCCGAGAGGAUGGCAACCGGUGCCAGGGCUGCUACAAGGUGGUCAUGCCAGGAUCCAAAAAUGUGGAGUACAAAAACAAGGUGUGGCACGAGGAAUGCUUCACCUGCUUCGAAUGCAAGCAGCCGAUCCGCUCGCAGAGCUUCCUGACCAAGGGGGAGGACAUCUAUUGCGCUCCCUGCCACGACAAGAAGUUUGCCAAAAAGUGCUUCCACUGCAAGCAGCCCAUUACCACCGGAGGGAUCAGCUACCAGGACCAGCCCUGGCACUCCGAGUGUUUCGUGUGUCACACCUGCCGUAAAACUCUCGCUGGAGCUCGCUUCACUUCCCACGAGAACAAUGUUUACUGCGUGGACUGCUUCAAGACCGAUGUGGCCAAGAAGUGCCAUGGAUGCAAAAACCCAAUCACAGGGUUCGGCCACGGCACCAAUGUGGUGAACUAUGAAGGAUUCUCCUGGCACGAGUAUUGCUUCAACUGCAAGAAGUGCAGCCUCUCGCUGGCCAACAAGCGCUUUGUCAUCAAUGGAGAUCAUAUCCACUGCCCUGACUGUGCUAAAAAGGUGUGAACUGCAAAUUAGCUGUGCAGAGGAUUCUGUUUAAAGUGGAAUUACACCAAAACAGACCUUUUAGAUGGUUCAUUUGCAGAAGAACAUAUUUGAUUGGUGAGGGAAAUUGAGGCCUCAAAAUUACAGAAAAUGUGUGAGUUUGGAUAAAAAAAAGUUAAAAUGGUGAAUUUUGGUGACGCUUCUCUUUUUAAGGUUGACCGAAUAUAGUUUGUUUCAACUAAAUACGCACUAGUUUGAGUCAUUUAUCUACAUAUGCAUUAUUGCAACUUGUUUCGGUGUUGGAUACUAACAUGGCAACAUCAUUUAUUUUGGGGGAUUUUGAUGUGUAACAUUAGUCCAAUCUGAUCCAGAAUCCUGUGCAGUUUUAUGAGACAAAAGUAUUUUCAGUGCCUUACUGGAAUCUAUCAGAGAAUAAUAGUUUUUUACAUGCAUACUGCUCCUCCUGCAUACCAGCUUUCAUUAAUAAUCUGUUGCAUUCAUGUUUGAAUUGAUUAUAAGAAUUCACAAAAAUGCUUUGAGUGAUUUUAAAUUAGAUCUUUGAGAUUGAUGCCAACAUAUAAACUGCUCAUGUAUUCAAGACUUUGAGUGAACACAAAAACAAGAAUAAAAGAAGGAAGUGUAAAGUC